Cladophialophora yegresii CBS 114405 is the source of this 921-nucleotide messenger RNA. RefSeq lists its product as uncharacterized. NCBI's taxonomy places the organism in Eukaryota, Fungi, Ascomycota, Eurotiomycetes, Chaetothyriales, Herpotrichiellaceae. Bases 1 to 921 code for a protein of 306 amino acids. The transcript has a single exon. The record is from RefSeq and is a predicted model, not a curated record.
AUGGACAGGUUAUUCAGAAGGUUCUCAAACAAGGCCACGGGCGCGAGAAACAACAAUGACAUGUACUACUUUGACGGUACUCACGCCUCGAACGGGCCAUUUCGCCGGCCAUCAACACCGGAGGCACCGCCACCAUACUCACCACCUACUGCAAAUGCCACCACCAGCGCCGCUAACACUACCACCGCGCCCUUCUCCCCAGCCGAUCUCUCCACGACGAUGCAAACGGGCGAUGACUCACCCUACGCCUUCCUGCGCACGUUCGACACCAUCUUCCUGAUCGACGACUCCGGCUCCAUGGCCGGCCGCUCGUGGCGCGAGACCUCCUCGGCACUCGCGGCCAUCGCGCCAAUCUGCACGGCCCACGACCCCGACGGCAUCGACGUGUACUUCCUCAACCACCGCAACCCGCACAGCACGCACGGCGGAUACACGAACCUGACGACCACAUCCGCGGUGCAGGGUCUGUUCAACACCGUCCGACCCCUAGGCGGCACGCCCACGGGCACGCGGCUCAACCACAUCCUGAAACCCUACUUGGCUGAACUGGCCGACAGCCUGGAACGCCAGGCGCACGGCCACGACGCGACUGUGAAACCGCUCAACAUCAUCGUCAUCACCGACGGCGUGCCCUCGGACGAUGUCGAGAGCGUGAUUGUCUCUUCGGCGCGCAAGCUCGAUUCUAUGAAUGCGGAGCCGUGGCAGGUCGGCGUGCAGUUCUUCCAGGUCGGCCGCGAGCCCGAGGCCAGGGACAUGCUCCAGGAACUGGACGACGCGUUGUCCGGGGAAUAUCAUAUCCGGGACAUGGUCGAUACGGUGCCCUGGAGCGGCGAGGCCGGCGACGAGGGGCUGACGGGGCAGGGAUUGCUCAAGGUCUGUCUGGGCAGUGUGGUCAGGCGGUGGGAUCGGAGGCAGGUGUAG